AUGCCUAACAUACUGGCGGCAGUCGCCAUGGGCGCUAUAUCGGUGUAUGGCGCUCUUUAUGCAAUUAUGAUAUACACUCAAGAUUCGAGAGAGCCCCCUUUAGUCACGUCAUCCAUGCCAUUUAUUGGAUCUAUGAUUUCACUUGCGAGAAAGAAGACAAAGUAUUAUGUUGAACUUAAAACCAAAUACAACCACCCAAUCUACACAAUCCGUCUCCCUGGUACUCGACUCUACGUCGUCAACUCCCUUCCCCUCAUAUCCGCCGUCCAACGCCAAAUCAAAACCCUCGCCUUCCCACCUCUCGAAGCCAAACUCGCUUCCAGUGUCUGCGGCUCCAGUAAGACUGCAAAUGAUAUUUUGAUGACAAAUGUCAACGGCGACGAGGGUCAUUGGGGUUACUCUGUUACUUUUUACAAGAUGAUUCAUACGCCGCUAGCUCCCGGUCCCGAGUUAGACGCUAUGAAUCGUGUCAUGGCACAGAGAGUGACAGCUGCUAUUGAUGCUUUAGAAGCGCCUAAAGUCACUCCGCUGUUUGAGUUUGUUAGACAGGAAAUUACGCUCGCGACGACGGAUUCGGUUUAUGGGCCAAAGAACCCCUUCAAAGAUCCGGCUAUCAGCGAGGCAUUCUGGAAAUUCCAACCCGGAAUCAUCACCCUCAUAAUCGGCAUCCUCCCCUCCCUCCUCGCAAAAGAAAGCAUCGAAGCUCGCGAAUUCAUGACCAAAGCCUUCAUCAAGUACUUCUCAGAAGGCUCCCACAACUCCGGCGCUGCCCUCAUCAAAGCCCGUUUCGAGCACAGCAUCGACCACAAAAUCCCCCUCGAAGACAUCGCACGCUACGAAGUCGGCGGCGCCAUCGGCCUCCUCACGAACACCUCGCCCACCUCAUUCUGGAUGAUCUAUCAUCUCUACUCCUCCCCCCUCGCCCUCAGCGACUGCCGGGAUGAACUCGCUAAAAUCGUCGUCGACGAGGUUGUCACCGAUGAAGCGGGACAGCAGACAAAGUUCCGCACACUCGAUAUGACGCAAGUCAAAACCUCAUGUCCAAUUCUAUUAUCAACAUUACAGGAAGUCCUCCGCCUCCACACCAUCGGCAUCUCCACCCGCUUGGUGAUGCAAGACCACAUGCUCGACGGCAAAUACCUCCUCAAAAAAGGCAACACAGUCAUGAUUCCCGGGCCCGUCCAACACUCGUCGACCGCGCACUGGGGAUCCGACGUCGCCGCCUUCAACCACCGCCGUUUCCUCCCCGACCACAAAACCCAUAAUCCAGCUGCGUUCCGCGGAUUCGGGGGCGGGAGUACACUCUGUCCUGGGAGGCAUUUUGCGAGUACGGAGAUCCUGGCGUUCACGGCGUUGUUGGUGCUGAGGUUUGAGGUUGAGCCGACGCUGGGGAGGUGGGUGAGGCCGACGACGGAGGGGGCGGCGAUGUGGGAGACGACGCCGGUGCCGGAUUGGGAUGUCGAUGUGAGGAUUAGUGCGAGGGAAGGGGGGGAGGGGAGGUGGAGGGUGCUGGUGUCGGAUUCGGAGAGGGGGAUGGCGUUGGCGGCGGAGGAUUUGUAG
Molecule: messenger RNA, 1560 nt
Organism: Glarea lozoyensis ATCC 20868
Lineage: Eukaryota; Fungi; Ascomycota; Leotiomycetes; Helotiales; Helotiaceae
Product: Cytochrome P450
Exons: 3
Coding region: 1-1560 (519 amino acids)
Molecular function (GO): heme binding; iron ion binding; monooxygenase activity
Source: RefSeq, a predicted model, not a curated record